GGCGUACGCGGCGCCGCCGCAUCUGGCGCAUGCGCACAACCUCCUAUGGCUCCAAGAUGGCCGACACAGCGUCCGCUGGCUCCGGCACGCGCUCGGGCAGCAAGCACGCCAGCACGCCCGCCGAUAACUACUACCUGGCUCGGAGGAGGACGCUGCAGGUGGUGGUCAGCUCGCUGCUCACCGAGGCCGGCUUCGAGAGCGCCGAGAAGGCGGCGGUGGAGACGCUGACGGAGAUGUUGCAGAGCUAUAUUUCUGAAAUUGGGAGAAGUGCAAAGUCCUACUGCGAACACACGGCCAGAACGCAGCCGACACUCUCUGAUAUCGUGGUCACUCUGGUGGAAAUGGGGUUCAACGUUGAAACGCUCCCUGCGUAUGCCAAGCGCUCCCAGAGGAUGGUCAUCACUGCCCCUCCUGUGACAAACCAGCCCGUGACUCCCAAAGCCCUGACAGCCGGACAGAACAAGCCGCAUCCUCCUCACAUUCCUGGUCACUUCCCGGAGUUUCCGGAUCCUCACACCUACAUCAAGACCCCAACGUACCGGGAGCCGGUAUCUGAUUAUCAGGUCCUACGGGAAAAGGCAGCAUCUCAACGGCGCGACGUGGAAAGAGCUCUCACUCGGUUCAUGGCUAAGACAGGAGAAACACAGAGUCUCUUCAAAGACGACGUUAGCACGUUCCCACUGAUUGCCGCCCGGCCCUUCACCGUGCCCUACCUGACAGCUCUGCUCCCCUCCGAGCUGGAAAUGCAGCAAAUGGAAGAAACGGAUUCAUCUGAGCAGGACGACCAGACAGACACCGAGAACCUGCCCCUGCACAUGAGCACGGAUGAUUCAGGACCCGAAAAGGAGAACGCUUCAGUGUUACAGCAGAACACGUCCCUGUCGGGCAGUCGGAACGGGGAGGAAAACGUGAUAGACAAUCCCUACCUCCGGCCGGUGAAAAAGCCCAAGAUCCGCAGGAAGAAAUGAGGAUUUGCUCUCUGAAGAGACGCGGACACAAAGGUUCUGGCUGCCCGGUGCUUCCCAGCGGGCUCUGCAGCACACAAAGGCGCCAUUCGUUCAUGGCUGGCUGGAAAAGCAGCUUCUGCAAUCAACCUUGCCUCAGAAUCUCAGGAGCGUGUGUUAACUGAGACAGAAAAACCCCAGAGAGGUUUCUUUCUUUGGAUUCUUGGCAGGUAAAAGCAAACAGACUUUUCUUUUAUAAACCAAAAGUGUCUGAUGUGUUAGUAGGAGAGUGAAGUGUAAAUACAGAGCUAAGAUGGCGUUUUAUUCUCACUUUUCUGACUGCAGCUGCACUUCUAACUUAAAAGCGCUGAGUGUGGUGUUUACGCUGUUCUGCCUUGAGAUAAUUUUUAGCAGGAUGAACGGCAAGAUUCAGCCGCUGCCUCAGGCUGGUUUUCAGUUCCAUUGUUAGUUUGAACACAGCACAGCUCCUUCGGGAGUUCACGCCUUCGCCAGCUGUUUGGGAAGAUGCUGUGCUGAAAAACUUGGAAUAUGGAAUAAAACUGUUGUUGAUGGCAGUCUGCAAGGCCAUGCUAUCGAUCGCACCUUUCCAUUUUGUCCGUUCCCAAAUACGGGCUUUUAUCAACAGAAGUUGCUCUUUUUCCCCCCUCUUUAUUUCCCCAGAGCAGAAGACUUUAUUUCAGCAGCGAAAACGGCUGGUGAUGGGAGUAUUGUAAUUGUUGGCUGGUUUUGGAGAGCUUUGCUUUAGUUUUCAUUCAGCCCUUGCUUAGGCAAAAUAUGGGUUAAAUUUCAAUGACAAAAGACUCCUGGAUGAUGUCUGGAUGAGAAUGCGGAGCUGGGAAGGCAGCAGGGGAACGCGCCGAGUCCCACAGACCGCGGGAGACGAGCGUUAGGUGUGUACGUGUUCAGCCCUGUUCAGUCCGAGCAUCCGCCCGCGCCAGGGAGGGAAGGUGAAAGGGAGCGAUUGCUGCUGUGAGAAUGGAGAUUGUUGCUGCCAAACAGUGUGAAGUGCGAUCUCUAGUGUAAAAAGUCCUGCACGUGCCGCUGUCACUUCUGCUGGUGCCUUGGUUGUACAGAAUAACAGAUGUACAGAGAUGUUGUGUAUGUAUGUAAAUAUAAAAGUUUAUAUCUUUUUUUACUUGGAUUAAGUGUUGUUCAUAAUGAGGAAAUCCCUCACUAGGUAGGGGAAAACUGUAGAAUGAAAAUAGCCAUUUUUAUGUUCAUAAUAAAAGAAAUUUUGUCUCCUACAAGCAAAA
Molecule: messenger RNA, 2218 nt
Organism: Columba livia (rock pigeon)
Lineage: Eukaryota; Metazoa; Chordata; Aves; Columbiformes; Columbidae
Gene: TAF8
Product: TATA-box binding protein associated factor 8
Exons: 9
Coding region: 30-968 (312 amino acids)
Biological process (GO): transcription initiation at RNA polymerase II promoter
Cellular component (GO): transcription factor TFIID complex
Molecular function (GO): protein heterodimerization activity
Source: RefSeq, a predicted model, not a curated record